This is a messenger RNA of Drosophila novamexicana, 343 nucleotides long. RefSeq names its product antifungal protein. The transcript is spliced from 2 exons. Lineage: Eukaryota; Metazoa; Arthropoda; Insecta; Diptera; Drosophilidae. The record is from RefSeq and is a predicted model, not a curated record. Bases 10 to 330 code for a protein of 106 amino acids.
AAAAUCAAAAUGAAAUUCUUCAUCGUAUUCUUCGCCCUGAUCGUCGCUGUUUUGGCCCAACACGGUAACGGUGGUUAUGGUCAGCAAGGUUUCGGCUCGGGUGGAUUUGGUGGACACGAAAAUGGAUAUGGCCAGCAAGGAUUCGGUGGACACGGCCAGCAAGGAUUCGGUGGACACGGCCAGCAAGGAUUCGGUGGACACGGCCAGCAAGGAUUCGGUGGACACGGCCAGCAAGGAUUCGGUGGACAUGGCCAGGAGGGCUUCGGUGGAAAUCACGGUCACGGUUUCAAUCAGCACCAUGGUGGCCAUGGACACGGCAGACAUUAUUAGGCCGAUUGAAUCA